Molecule: messenger RNA, 5932 nt
Organism: Siniperca chuatsi (mandarin fish)
Lineage: Eukaryota; Metazoa; Chordata; Actinopteri; Centrarchiformes; Sinipercidae
Gene: loxl2b
Product: lysyl oxidase-like 2b
Exons: 14
Coding region: 149-2449 (766 amino acids)
Biological process (GO): sprouting angiogenesis; peptidyl-lysine oxidation
Cellular component (GO): membrane
Molecular function (GO): copper ion binding; protein-lysine 6-oxidase activity
Source: RefSeq, a predicted model, not a curated record
AAGCCUGAGAUUUGCUUUAGAGGGAGUGAGAGUUUAGAGAGGAGGAGAAGCGGCUGACUUUGGGCUGUAUACACCAAGCUGCCUUGUGUCUGUUACUGCAGCCUGCAGGAGGGACAGUCCUCAGUGCGAGAAAGAAAUUCCAACCAAAAUGCUGGCCACCCAGUGUCUGUCCUGCUGCACUGUCAUUCUAUUAGUGCUAUUAGAGCUGGCUCUUGCCCAGUAUGAACACCUCGGCUACCCACCGGGCUACCCCGACCCAGAACAUGAACAGUACACCGCCCCGCAGCUGGCGCCGGACACGCCCAGGAUUCAGCUCCGAUUGGCGGGAGAUAAGAGGAAACACAACGAGGGCCGCGUGGAGGUUUUCUACAACAGUGAAUGGGGCACCGUCUGUGAUGACGACUUCACUAUCCACGCCGCUCAGGUGGUGUGCAGGGAACUGGGCUACCUGGAAGCCAUCUCAUGGUCACCAUCCUCGAAAUAUGGAAAAGGACAAGGACCCAUCUGGUUCGACAAUCUCCACUGCACUGGCAAAGAAAAGACCUUGGCACUGUGUCCCUCCAAUGGGAUCGGUGUUUCAGACUGCAAACACAGUGAAGACGUAGGUGUGGUGUGCAGCGACAAGAGGAUCCCGGGCUUUAAGUUUGUCAACACUCUGCCCAACCAUGUAGAGAGCCUUGAUAUUCAAGUGGAGGACGUGCGCAUACGAGCCAUCCUGUCAUCGUACCGUAAGCGGAUCCCUGUAACAGAGGGCUACGUGGAGGUCAAGGAUGGCGGUAAAUGGAAGCAGAUCUGUAACACCGAGUGGACCCAGCUGGACAGCAGAGUCAUCUGUGGCAUGUUUGGCUUCCCUGGGGAGAGGAAGUACAAUGCCAGAGUCUACAAGAUGUUUGCUCGUCGGAGAAAGCCAACAUACUGGGAUUACUCUGUGAACUGCACUGGCAAUGAAGCCCAUUUGUCCAGCUGUAAACUGGGCCAGGCUACAUCACUGAAGGCCAAUGGGACCUGUGGUGGAGGGUUGCCUGUGGUGGUGAGCUGCGUGCCUGGCAGAGCCUUUGCCCCAACACCCAUGUCAGGAUUCAGGAAGGCCUUCCGACAUGAGCAACCAUUGGUUCGUCUUCGUGGUGGGGCCAUCGUAGGCGAGGGCCGAGUGGAGGUGUUGAAAAACGGAGAGUGGGGCACCAUAUGUGAUGACAACUGGAACCUGCUGUCUGCCACCGUGGUGUGUCGAGAGCUGGGCUUCGGAACAGCCAAGGAAGCCAUGUCUGGAGGUCGCCUAGGGCAAGGUAUGGGCCCGGUGCAUAUGAAUGAGGUGGAGUGCUCUGGAUUUGAGAAGUCUAUCACAGAGUGUUUCUUCAACAAGGAGGCUCUCGGUUGCAGCCACGAGGAGGAUGCAGCCGUCAGAUGUAACGUUCCUGCUAUGGGCUUCCAGGAGUCGCUGCGUCUGAGUGGAGGUCGUAGCCCCUUCGAGGGCCGCGUGGAGGUGCUGAUGGAGAGGAACGGUUCUUUGGUGUGGGGAACGGUGUGCAGUGAAGGCUGGGGAACCAUGGAGGCCAUGGUGGUCUGCAGACAGCUGGGCCUGGGCUUCGCCAGCAACGCUUUCCAGGAGACGUCGUAUUGGCCAGGAGAGGUGAGUGCCGACGCUGUGGUGAUGAGUGGCGUUCGCUGCUCUGGUACUGAGAUGUCUCUGUCCCACUGCCUGCACCACGGAGCCCACCUCAGCUGCCCCAAAGGGGGCGGACGCAACGCCGCCGGAGUCUCCUGCUCUGAGACGGCUCCUGACCUGGUGUUGAACCCUCAGGUGGUGGAGCAGACCACCUACAUGGAGGACAGGCCUAUGUUCAUGCUGCAGUGUGCGUACGAGGAGAACUGUCUGUCCUCCACCUCCAGCCAGGUGCCGGCCAACUCCUACCGCCGCCUGCUGCGCUUCUCCUCCCAGAUCCACAACAACGGCCAGUCUGACUUUCGGCCCAAAGCUAGCAGACACUCCUGGGUGUGGCACGACUGUCAUAGGCAUUAUCACAGCAUGGAGGUUUUUACGCUCUAUGACCUGUUCACCCUAAACGGAACCAAAGUGGCAGAAGGACACAAAGCAAGUUUUUGCCUGGAGGACUCAGAGUGUGAUGAAGGUAUUGAAAAGAGAUAUGAGUGUGCUAACUUUGGAGAGCAGGGUAUCACUGUGGGCUGCUGGGAUACCUACAGGCACGACAUCGACUGCCAGUGGGUCGACAUAACUGACAUGAAACCUGGAGAUUACAUUUUCCAGAUAGUAAUUAAUCCAAACUAUGAAGUACCUGAGUCAGACUACACCAAUAACAUCAUGAAAUGCAGAUGUCGGUAUGAUGGUCAUCGUGUGUGGAUGUACAGCUGCCAUAAUGGUGGCUCAUUAAGCACUGAAACAGAACAGACGUUCCCAGGCCUUCUCAACAACCAGGUGACUCACAGGUAAAGACAAAGCAGGGAGACCAUCUGAAGCCCACCAACCACUACACAUCUCCAUCUGUGGUGGAUUCCUCCCGCCAGCCCUGCCCUGUUCUCCCUCAUCCAUGAGGCAGCAGCUUUCUUUGAUCCUCCAGCCUCCCUUUCCCCCCCCAGAAGAAUAUUUGAUUCUCCCUCCUGUCCAAACAGAGGCAGCUACCAACACUUCCAAUCUCCCUGGUUAAGAUCAAGAGAACGGUGAAGCUCUCCGUCUGCCCUGUGACUUUUGUUUUUUGAAAGAGUCAUGAAAUCAACCUGCUGGGAAGUGGCAGGUAUUUUACACAAGAUGUAGCAUUGGAGAUUGUCAUCAAGAAUGUGUCUUCUUUGAAGUGCAGCACUUUAACAACCUUUUGUUUAAAGCUCGCCCUGGAGAGUUUGGAUGUCAGUGCCAGGUCGCCUGAGGAUUGAGAGGAAUCAUAACAACUGCACCAGUCUGUGUUUGGAAAUAAAUGCAGUAUUCCACCACUUUUUUACGAGUUUCAUAAAGUGCCUUUUACACACUAAAGUCCACAUACACUGAGGUUAUGUUACUCAGGCAAACUGAGCAUUUCUUUUCCAUGGCAGUUAUAUAAGCUGAAGGAACAAUUUUCAUGCUUCACUGAGGAGUUUAUGCAAAUCAAGCUGUGGCACAAGCAAGUCCUCAAAAAGCAAACAGCCUGUUCAUCACCAAUUACAAGUGCUCAUCACCAAGGCUGAAACGUUACAUGCUGAAGUGUCUUAAAGUGCCCCAAAGCCUUUUUUUUUUAAAUAACUGGCGCAUCUAUUCUCUGAAAUUGCUCUGGAAACUUUAUGGACAAGACUGUAGUCUUUGCAUAAAGUCUGAAUGAAGUCACAUUUCAAAGAGGAGUUACAAUUCUUUGUAGGUGUUGGUGUUGCAAAGGUUGUUGGAAGCAAUCUCAGUUAGUCCAGAAAAAAAAAAAUAAUUUGAGCAAACUUUGCUCACAGAUUUACCUAUAAUUUAGAUCACAGUAUGCAUUAUCUAAGAGGUUUUAGUUUCGAGCAGCACUGUUAUAUAGCCUUCCAGUCAUUGUGCAAAAGUAGUAAAAAUAGAGAAAGAAAACUGGGGUUAUGUAAUUGGGUUAUGUCUUCCCUUUAGAACAGCUUUUUCAAACUGACUGAGAUCAAUUUCAGCUCCCACACAUUGUCUUGUUGUUCUGAUAUAUGCAUAACUCUUCCUUCUUUAUGAUAUGUAUCAAUAUUUUGCCUUUGAAGCUAAUAUGGGACCUCAAGUUUCUUUUCUUCUUGUUUAGGGCCUUUACAAAAUGCCCAUUUUCAUUACAUCCACCAUAUUUCAAGAGCAGUUUAAUACCCCCUAAAAAUCUUGUUUUUGCUAACCUCCAGUGGUAUAACUUCUCAUCUUGCUGCAGUGAUGUAGAAGUAUACUUCAUGGUGUGUCUGUGCACCAAGACAUUGGUGACAGCCACUGGGUGCAGUUACUCGUACAACAGGACUCACAUCGGCCUUGAAGCUUUCCACCAGAGAGGACAGUGAAACACUGCUUUUCAGUCUGGUUUAAGUUUCUUUUUGGCAAGUCUCAUCAGAAGUUUUGUCAUAAUUUCCCAAAUAACUAUGCUCGAAUGUCUAACUAUGUCAUUCUGAAAUGACACUGUGAGCAAAUGGCAGAUUUGUUCGAAAAUAUCACUCCAAAUCCAACUUAAAUUACGUGUUUUAUAGCCUACAUACCCGCUCUGUAAAUCACAUGUCCUGUGCUUUCUUUGGAGAAAAAAUCAAUUCCCAAAAAGCAGAAGUUUAUAUUUUAUAUUAUAUAGGUUUUUGGUUUUAGGACGACACCCUUCCUGUUUAUGCCAAUGGUUCUUUGUCUAUUUAUGUGUCAUUCAUUCAAAUGGAAUCGUCGCGAUUAGUGGAUUCGCUCGCUGGGGUAAAUAAGUAAAUUUGCAUGAAUUUUACAUGUCAGGCUCAACUUUGGUGAACUUUGACCUGCAAAUUUGCACGUUAACCAAUAGAAAGCCAUCUUAACAGUGCUGAACUAGAGAAUGGAGAGCAGAGAGUCCAAAAUGGAGGAAGCUAUCGUCGCUAAUUAGCUGUGUUGCACCAUUCACUUUUAUUUUUAACAAUGGUUUGCAGACAAUUAUGAGACAGGAGUCGAUGGUGCAAAUACGUCUUUUGAAUAAACCGUGUGAACUUAUUAUCCAGUUAGCGACCGAGCUAAUGAGCUGGCUAACUGACUGUUAGCUUGUAGAGCUUUAUUUUCCCUCCUUUCCUCGCCUAGAGAGAACAUAGAGAGAAUCUCUGGGAGUUGUGACCGACUAGCGCGUUAACGGUUAGCUCACCUGGCAGUUAGAGCAGUUCAGCAACUAACCCUGAGAGUACAGUACUUUUCUAAAUAUAAAUACCAAACCAAAUAUUUCAAAUAUAAAAAUGCACAGAUUAAUUUCGCUGUAUCACUUUCUGGUGUGACCAGACCUUAAACCAGUGACGUUCUAUCAUAGGCUGACUAACAUCCACAUAACAGCCUGAAACACAACAUAAAAGAAGACAAACUUUGAACAUUCUCACAUUGGCUUUCUAGCUUUCUUAUUCUAAUGUCGUCUUCGUAUCUACUGUACAAGCAUGGACCUUAGCUUACAUGAAAGAGCUACUAACCACCAGGGCAGUUUGCAGGGUAUAUAGCUAAUUAGCUAGUCAGCUGUAGCACAUUUUACAGUUUAAAACCUUACUAACACCGCUGCUAACAAAUUGCUAUCUGACCUUGGCUUGUAAGCUACAGUUACCAGAGCAAGUUUGUUUACAUUGUGUGUCCGUGCCCGUCAGCUCAGCUGUCAAUCAAACAUGUACACCGGCAUAUCCACUCACAGGCCUGAAGGCUAAAGAGCAUUUCUGAUGUUUCUCCAAAGAGCUUUUUUCUUCCUUUGAAUAAUAAAAAUAUUAACGAUAAAUUUAAAACUCAUAUCUAUAUGUUACUGAAGUGUGUCUUCCACAGCCAGUGGCACUCUGUCAGCUCUACAGGAGGAUCAUAGGAUAGUAGCAUUCUUUCAAAUAAAGGAAGGUUUCAGCCAUUUCCUCUCACUGUUUUCUAUGUUGUCUUUACAAGGAAACAGAAGAGCAGAUUUUCAUCCUGUUGUGGCACAGAUACCAUCUUCUCAUAACAGAGAGAGCACACAGAAUCGCAUUUCUCCCUGUUUAGACAGUCAGAGUUGCAGAUAUGUUGUUUUUCUACUCUAUAAAUUUUCAAGAGACAACAGAGACAACAGUUUUUUUUUUUUUUUUUUACAGUUUUACUCCUUGUUUUAAAAAAUUACAUUACGUACAAUAAUGUGUGUGUGAAUCCUUUUUUAUUGUACUUUUUAUAAUGGUGCUAUCAAACCCCUGGCCCUCUGUUUUCUGAGGGUACAGUACAUUAUGUAUACUAACAGUAUACUUGAACUGAGCGUACGAAACAAUGUGCUUUGUGUGUUAAACUAUAAUAAAGGUCUGAGUUACGUGGGCAAACAAA